This is a messenger RNA of Tupaia belangeri chinensis (Chinese tree shrew), 657 nucleotides long. RefSeq lists its product as uncharacterized. Lineage: Eukaryota; Metazoa; Chordata; Mammalia; Scandentia; Tupaiidae. Gene Ontology annotation, cellular component: membrane. The transcript has 4 exons. The record is from RefSeq and is a predicted model, not a curated record. The coding region runs from base 1 to 657 and encodes 218 amino acids.
AUGAAGAGACCCAAUCAAGGACCUCCAGUCAGCUGCUACUUGAUCCUCCUCACAAAUAAUACCAACGAAGUAAGAACUAAUUCUGAGAUUAUUAAUACAUCUGUGAAAAGGCCUGUGGGAGUGGGGUGGGGAAAACACACUCACUCUUUCACAGGCCUGGUGACUUCCACAUAUAUAUGGAGCCUCUCCACUCCUCCAGGAAAGCUCUUGAGAAAAGAACCUUCAAGGCUGGCUCUUCAGGAAUCCCAGUGGGGGCAAAAGGAGCGAAGACCCGCUGUGAAGAGGGAGCCCUUCUCCAGGUUCUUUCGCUCCCGUCCUGAUUUUUGCCGCAGAUACAGUUCCAGGAUGCUGUCUUCUCUCUGCAUGAUGACGUGUCCCCGAACUUGCACCCGCAUCCUGGGGUUGAGCCUGGGAACUGCAGCCCUGUUUGCCGCUGGGGCCAACAUGGCGCUUCUCUUUCCUGAUUGGGAUGUGACCUACCUGUGGAGGGGCCUUAUUGGCAGGCAUGCCAUGCUGGGCACUGGAUUCUGGGGAGGAGGCAUCAUGGUAAGUGCCUGGGGUUCCCUGGUUGUGAACUCCCCAUCCAUCACCCAGGGUGGAACAGGGACGUGGUAUGGGAGGAGUGAGCUGAUUCCUUGCCGAGAAAGUUGGUGUUAA